UCUAAACGUUUUCCUGGUGUGAAAAUGAUGAAGAAGAUGGAGGAGUUGAUUCAGGAGAGGAGCCCAAAAGAAGAGCUGGCUCUGCUCCGCUACAAAAACGAGGAGCUCCUUGAACAACUCAGGAACAAGACACAGUGUCUGGAAUCUCUGAGAAAAGAACAGAAGUUGCUCACCAAGAAAAUACAAGAGGCCAAGGAAGAGUCUGAAGGAUACGGCGCACUCCUACAGACUAAAUCUGUUGCUAUCGAAGAGGAGAAGGAAAAAAAGCAAUGGGAGAUCGUGGAGGCGAAGAGGGCCGUGGUGAGGAAGCAGGAGGAGCAGAUCUCUCAGCUGAAGGAGAAGAGGGACCAGAAACUCAAGCUGGUGGACGAGAUGGCUGUCUACUACAACUUCAUGGAGAGAGUGGCCAAGAUGACAAUGUUCAACGAUGUACAGGAGUUCAUCAACUAUUUGGAGAACCUUUUCUACACUUGGGAGAAGCAGCAUGAAGCCGAAAGCAUCAAGUUGGAGGAGAUCAAUACAAAGCAAAAUGAGCUCCAGAGUCUAGAGAACCAUCUCUACAUGGCUUCGCAUCACAACAGCUUCCUCCUCUCAACGCUGCACAAGGAACUGGAGAAGUGCAGAUCAGAAGCAGACAUAUGGGAAGAAAACUGGGGAAAAAUCCAAAAGACGGCUGCAAAGAAGAUCCUGCUGCUGGCACAGAUCAAGAUAGCCAUAGUGAACCUGUACGAGAUGACAGGGGGCGUUGUAGGAGAGGACGGAAUAAACGUCAGUGACACAGAGAAGCACUUGGACAAGAUUGUCAGUUUCAUUCAAGACAACGAGGACAUUGUCAAACUGUUCCGGAUCUCCCUUCAAAAAGAGAAAGAGAAUAUCAAGUCCAGAUCUAGAAAAAAUAGAAAGACUAAUUAAUAAACAUAUUCAAUAUA
Molecule: messenger RNA, 929 nt
Organism: Boleophthalmus pectinirostris (great blue-spotted mudskipper)
Lineage: Eukaryota; Metazoa; Chordata; Actinopteri; Gobiiformes; Gobiidae
Product: cilia- and flagella-associated protein 73
Exons: 6
Coding region: 25-912 (295 amino acids)
Source: RefSeq, a predicted model, not a curated record